Messenger RNA from Crotalus tigris (Tiger rattlesnake), 916 nucleotides. RefSeq names its product chromosome unknown C17orf49 homolog (gene BACC1). The record is from RefSeq and is a predicted model, not a curated record. The transcript is spliced from 5 exons. Gene Ontology annotation, cellular component: NURF complex; MLL1 complex. The coding region runs from base 183 to 731 and encodes 182 amino acids. Lineage: Eukaryota; Metazoa; Chordata; Lepidosauria; Squamata; Viperidae.
GGGCCGGGAUCGCCCUCGGCGGAAUUCAGCGGAUCGGUGGGCCCGGUUGCCACUCGCUCUCGCGACCGGCCGCCUGUCCCGUCAGGCUCCCCGCGCGACGCCUCGCACCAUAGAGCUUCCGGAAGGAGCGGCCCAGGGGAAGGGCGCAUGCGCGCGGGCGCACCAUAGAGGGAACCGCCGCCAUGACCUCCGCCUCCACCAAGGUGGGCGAGAUCUUCUCCGCGGCCGGCGCCGCCUUCACCAAGCUGGGCGAACUGACGAUGCAGCUGCACCCGGUGGCCGACUCCUCCCCGGCCGGGGCCAAGUGGACGGACACCGAGAUCGCCCUCCUGCGGGCCUCCGUGCAGCGCUUCGGCGACGACCUGCACCGCAUCAGCACCCUCAUCAAGGACCGGACCGUGGCGCAGCUCAAGGCGGCCGCCAAGCGCAAGGCCUACGAGGACUCCGGGCUGCCGCCGCCGCCCCCCGCCGACUCCCCGAAGAAGCCCGCCGGCCGGAAGCUGCCCCCAGGCCCGGCGCCCGCCGGCCCCGCGCCGCCGCCGCCCGAGCCCAAGAAGCCCAAGGCGGACGUGACCCUGAGCGCCCUGAACGACGCGGAGGCGCCCCGGGAGCUGGUGGGCGAAGCGCCCCCGCCGGCCAAGAAGCUCAGCUUCGACCAGGACAGCCUGAACCUGGAGCCCGGAUUCCUCCUGACGCCCGGUGGCGCUGACCUGCCACUGCUCUCCCGCUGAGUCUCUGCCCUCCGGAGCCCCCCCCCCCGCAGCCCUCCCAGCUUCAGCUCCCCCCCCCGGCUUCUGCCCCCCCCUUCCCGGGCAGGGCCUGGGGCCGGUGGGUGGUGGCACCCCUCCCCCAUGUCUCCAGAGGCGCCUGUGCCUCUUCUUGUCCUGGAGCCCAAUAAAGGUUGCUGCGUCUCUGG